ACAUCUACUAGUUGAAUCCAAGUUCCAACCACAAACCCGGAAGUGUCUGCAAACCGGAUGUCAGCGGCGGAGAGCGGAGGCCGGGGAGCGUGUCCGCUGCCUUAUGGUCGAGGUUGAGAAGAUGAACCGUGUGGUGUCUCCUGGCAAAUCCAGUUCACCGCGCAGACGCCUGGUGCUGGGAAUCCUCCUCCUGUUACUGGUGGACGUCAUCUGGGUGGCUUCUUCAGAGCUGACAUCUUACAUAUUUCAGGAGUUCCACAAGCCUUUUUUCAGCACCUUUGCUAAGACCUCGAUGUUCAUCUUGUAUUUGCUGGGAUUCGUGGUCUGGCGGCCGUGGAGACAACAGUGCAGCAAACGCCUGCGAGGGAGAAGCUCUCUACUGUUUGCAGAUGCUGAAGGCUAUUUCCCAGCAUGCACCGCAGAAGGCACCGUGAAUCACACCCUGAGUGAACCUCUCUAUGUUCCAGUCAAGUUCCAUGACCUGCAGAAUGAGAAGAUCCUGACGUCCAAUAAAAAUGAUAAAUCUGUAAAGAAGCCGCGUGUUCGCUUCAGUAACCUGAUGGAAGUGCGGCAGCUCCCAUCAAGUCAAGCUCUUGAAGCCAAAUUAUCCCGUAUGUCGCACCCGCCAGUCCGAGACAGUGAGCCAGGGCUACGAACGAGCGGGAAGUUCUCCGUCUGCGAAGUAGCCAAGAUCAGCUUCUUCUUCUGUUUUGUGUGGUUCUUGGCCAAUUAUUCCUAUCAGGAGGCCCUAUCGGAUACGCAGGUCGCCAUUGUGAACAUCAUCUCCUCCACAUCAGGUCUGUUCACACUGAUCCUGGCGUCCAUCUUUCCCAGUAACAGCGGCGACCGCUUCACUCUCUCCAAGUUUCUGGCUGUUGUUUUAAGUAUUGGUGGUGUGGUGCUCGUCAGCUUAUCAGGACCUGAAGACUCCAGAGAUCAAGACACGAUCGGGUCCCUGUGGUCGUUGCUCGGCGCCGUCCUGUACGCGGUCUACGUUGUCAUGAUUAAGAGGAAGGUGGAGCGGGAGGAGAAGCUUGACAUCCCCAUGUUUUUUGGCUUCGUGGGCCUCUUUAACCUUCUCCUCCUGUGGCCCGGAUUCUUUGUCCUGCAUUACACAAAGUUUGAAGCUUUUGAGUUUCCCAGUAAAGUGGUUUGGAUGUACUUGGUGGUGAACGGCCUGGUGGGCACCGUGCUGUCGGAGUUCCUCUGGCUGUGGGGCUGCUUCCUGACCUCAUCUCUGGUUGGCACCCUGGCCCUCAGCCUCACCAUCCCGCUCUCCAUUAUUGCAGACAUCUGCAUGCAGAAGGUGAGCUUUUCGUGGGUGUUCUUUGCUGGCGCGCUCCCGGUUUUUAUCUCGUUCGUCACCGUGACUCUCUUGUGUCAUUACAAUAAUUGGGACCCGGUCAUGGUGGCGCUGCGCAGGAUCUUUUCCUUCGUGUGCAGGAAGCAUCGGAUUGUGAGGACUUCAGAGGACAGUGAGCAGAGCGAGAGUCUCAUCCCGCUGCACAGCGUCUGCCCGGAUGACAGCUCCACCAGCUGCUCCUAGCCACAGGGAAUGGAAGUGUCUGGCGUUUGUGAGGUCCUGCAGGUGCUGCUCUUCUGAAACUGCCUUCUCCUGUAGCUCCUGCCUGAGCGUCCACAGCUGCUAUGGUGGUUUCCUCUAGUUACCUCUAGACAUGUGGUUGCUGAAGGUCCUUUUGGAGAGUCUAUAUGAAGCCGUGUUUGCACCUCUUUUGUAAAGAAUUUAGUUUUGUUUAGUUUUUGACUUGAUUUCGGGAAGUGAAAGUUAAAAUCUAAUAAAGAGGGGUGUGAGAAUGGGACGUAAUGGAGCAGAUGUCAUGCCGUUAGGAAGGGUGCAUUUAGAUGUCACACUACUUGGUGUAUUCGUUAGAUAUUGGCCUACUACUGCUGAAUGUUUGGUGCUAUGGGGCACCAAAUGCCCUCCUCGAGUGUAUCCCCUAUGUCCUCAUCAUGAUGUCCCUAUACUUCAAUAUCCACAUGGCACAAAUGUAAGUGGAACUUGGUCAGAUGUGGCUCCUGGCGUCUAUGGUGUGACCCUUGGGUCUUUUUUGAUCGUGUUAUUGAAGAAGGUUGUCUGCACUUGUGCUGCUGCGGUGUGUCGAGAUUGGUGCUGCAUUUUCUAUUGGGUGGAGCCAUGUACACAUCGGUCAUUUGACUUUCCAUUAAACUGCAGUCCCAUGUAAGUCUGUGUGUGGGCGUGUCCUGUCAGGUGUAAUGAAGAGAAAGGGGGGGGGGGGGAUAUGACACUGUAAUGAGAAAAAGGCCGGCGUAAAACGAUGAGGUGGACAGCGGCCGGCAGAUGGACGAGAGGUGUGGACAAGGGCCGGCAGAUGGACAUGUUGUG
Molecule: messenger RNA, 2365 nt
Organism: Bufo bufo (common toad)
Lineage: Eukaryota; Metazoa; Chordata; Amphibia; Anura; Bufonidae
Gene: SLC35F5
Product: solute carrier family 35 member F5
Exons: 15
Coding region: 104-1546 (480 amino acids)
Biological process (GO): regulation of peptide transport
Cellular component (GO): membrane
Source: RefSeq, a predicted model, not a curated record